Messenger RNA from Osmerus eperlanus (European smelt), 1443 nucleotides. RefSeq lists its product as uncharacterized. NCBI's taxonomy places the organism in Eukaryota, Metazoa, Chordata, Actinopteri, Osmeriformes, Osmeridae. Bases 1 to 1443 code for a protein of 480 amino acids. The transcript is spliced from 2 exons. The record is from RefSeq and is a predicted model, not a curated record.
AUGGGGAUGGGCAGGACGUUAGCAGAAACCCAGUGCACCCCUGGGCACAGUGCAGGCGGGACGUUAGCAGAAACCCAGCGCACCCCUGGGCACAGUGCAGGCGGGACGUUAGCAGAAACCCAGCGCACCCCUGGGCACAGUGCAGGCGGGACGUUAGCAGAAACCCAGUGCACCCCUGGGCACAGUGCAGGCGGGACGUUAGCAGAAACCCAGCGCACCCCUGGGCACAGUGCAGGCGGGACGUUAGGAGAAACCCAGCGCACCCCUGGGCACAGUGCAGGCGGGACGUUAGCAGAAACCCAGUGCACCCCUGGGCACAGUGCAGGCGGGACGUUAGCAGAAACCCAGCGCACCCCUGGGCACAGUGCAGGCGGGACGUUAGCAGAAACCCAGCGCACCCCUGGGCACAGUGCAGGCGGGACGUUAGCAGAAACCCAGUGCACCCCUGGGCACAGUGCAGGCGGGACGUUAGCAGAAACCCAGCGCACCCCUGGGCACAGUGCAGGCGGGACGUUAGCAGAAACCCAGCGCACCCCUGGGCACAGUGCAGGCGGGACGUUAGCAGAAACCCAGCGCACCCCUGGGCACAGUGCAGGCGGGACGUUAGCAGAAACCCAGUGCACCCCUGGGCACAGUGCAGGCGGGACGUUAGCAGAAACCCAGCGCACCCCUGGGCACAGUGCAGGCAGGACGUUAGGAGAAACCCAGCGCACCCCUGGGCACAGUGCAGGCGGGACGUUAGCAGAAACCCAGCGCACCCCUGGGCACAGUGCAGGCAGGACGUUAGCAGAAACCCAGCGCACCCCUGGGCACAGUGCAGGCGGGACGUUAGCAGAAACCCAGCGCACCCCUGGGCACAGUGCAGGCGGGACGUUAGGAGAAACCCAGCGCACCCCUGGGCACAGUGCAGGCGGGACGUUAGCAGAAACCCAGUGCACCCCUGGGCACAGUGCAGGCGGGACGUUAGCAGAAACCCAGCGCACCCCUGGGCACAGUGCAGGCGGGACGUUAGCAGAAACCCAGCGCACCCCUGGGCACAGUGCAGGCGGGACGUUAGCAGAAACCCAGUGCACCCCUGGGCACAGUGCAGGCGGGACGUUAGCAGAAACCCAGCGCACCCCUGGGCACAGUGCAGGCGGGACGUUAGCAGAAACCCAGCGCACCCCUGGGCACAGUGCAGGCGGGACGUUAGCAGAAACCCAGCGCACCCCUGGGCACAGUGCAGGCGGGACGUUAGCAGAAACCCAGUGCACCCCUGGGCACAGUGCAGGCGGGACGUUAGCAGAAACCCAGCGCACCCCUGGGCACAGUGCAGGCAGGACGUUAGGAGAAACCCAGCGCACCCCUGGGCACAGUGCAGGCGGGACGUUAGCAGAAACCCAGCGCACCCCUGGGCACAGUGCAGGCGGGAAUGCACAAGCUUCAUCCCAGAAUUUGGGAUGA